Racocetra fulgida is the source of this 495-nucleotide messenger RNA. Lineage: Eukaryota; Fungi; Glomeromycota; Glomeromycetes; Diversisporales; Gigasporaceae. The record is from the annotation of a GenBank genome assembly.
AUGAUUAAAUCUGUUCUUAUUUUUAAUAACCAUGGAAAACCUCGUAUCACAAAAUUCUAUCAACAGAUAGAUAUUGGAACACAGCAAGCGUUACUUCAAGAAAUAUAUUCAUUAGUCUCAAAACGUCCUGAUACGGCUUGUAAUUUUCUUGAAGGGAGUCAAAUGCUCGGUGGAAAAGACACUCGUGUUAUUUAUAGGCAUUAUGCAACUUUAUAUUUCGUUUUUGUGGUUGAUGAAAGUGAAAGCGAAUUGGGAAUUUUGGAUUUAAUUCAGGUACUGGAAACAAACAUAUCAGAGAUAGUAUCUGCGUAUAACGAAGCAAAUAAACUUAAGAAACGUUCUGGAACGAUAGCAACAAUUUCGACAAGUGGUGCUAGCGCAGUGGCUCGUGAUAUGGGAGCUCACUUUGCAAGUACUGUAACAUCUACUUUACAGAGUACAUUACAAACUACUGUUACACAUUCAACAACAGUUAAAUUUAUUACUGUAUCAUGA